Molecule: messenger RNA, 999 nt
Organism: Lolium perenne
Lineage: Eukaryota; Viridiplantae; Streptophyta; Magnoliopsida; Poales; Poaceae
Product: aspartic proteinase Asp1-like
Biological process (GO): proteolysis
Molecular function (GO): aspartic-type endopeptidase activity
Source: RefSeq, a predicted model, not a curated record
AUGCGUGCCGCACGAUCUGUACCGACCAACAUAUGGAGCAACAAGGUACUAUGCGAAGACGAGCGUUGCGUCGCAGUGCACUGGGACGUGGGCUUUAAGCACGACUGCACCAAUUACCCAAACCAUUGCAACUACCUGUCAGGCUACCUCGGCCGUGAGUCGUCCUUGGGCGUGCUCUUAACCGACAAGUUCUCCCUCCCCACGACCAAUGACCGCCUCAACUUCGCUCUUGGCUGUGGGUACGACCAGGAAGGUGGGCUGGACAAGAGGCCCGUGGACGGCGUCCUCGGUAUCGGUAAGGGAAGGAGGGACUUUGUCUCGCAGCUCAAGCUGCAAGGGAUGAUCGACGAGAAUGUCCUCGGCCACUGCCUCGGUAUCCAUGGAGGGGGCUUCCUCUUCUUUUGGCGCGACAGGGACAGGAUUCCCUCUGCUGGUGUAACAUGGUUUCCCAUGGUUAAGGAGUACCGGAAUUACUACUCACCUGGCAGAUCAACAUUGAAUCUCGAGGUACAACAGAAAUACCCCAUUAGCGUGACACCGAUGGAUGCUGUCUUUGAUAGUGGUAGCACCUACUCCUACGUGCCUAAGGAUGCAUACGCGCGCCUUCUUUGGGCUGUGGAUAUCACUCUCCAAGGCUCAUCACUUUGGGAGGUGACCGAUUCUGCGCUUCCUAAAUGCUGGGGACGCAACGAGCCAAUACAGUCUAUUGACGACGUCAAGAAUGAAUUCAAACCACUCGAAUGGUCCUUUGCCCAUGGGAAUAACCAGGCCACCGUGGAGAUCUCUCCUGAAAAAUAUAUUGUUGUCACACGCGGGAAUGUGUGCUUGGGUAUCCUCAAUGGAUCGGCGAAUGGUAUUCACGACUUUAACAUAAUUGGGGACAUCAUGAUGCAGAACCAUGUUGUGAUUUAUGACAAUGAGGGAGCACAGAUCGGAUGGGUCCGUGCAUUGUGCGACGAAUUGCCUGGGCCUCAACCACUCAUCGGUUCACGCCUCUAA